GGGCGGAGCGGACAGGUCGCUGCUCCAUGGGGGAGCGGGGCUCGGCGUCGCUUCCUCGCUACUGGCGACGAGGAGCGAUAAGCCACGCCCAGCAUCCAGCUCCCAUCUCCGGUUCUCUCGUCGUCGUAUCCGCGGUCUCUGUCUCGGUUUAGGCACCACUUCUCCCCUCGAGCCGCGGUUUCGUUCCAUCACCUCCUCGUCGAGACAUGGACGCUCAGUAAGAAGGAGACAUGUCCCCGCUGGCCCUCGCGUUGCUCGUGCUUGCCCCCCUGGCCUGGUCCCCAUCCUCCCUGGCCUGGUCUUCCUCCUCCGCCCAGAGGAGCGUCGGCUGUCUGUUCCAGAACGAGCUCUGUUCACCCUACGAGGUCUGUGUUAACGAUGGGAUGUUUGGUCGGUGCCACCGUCUCCCGCUGACAGAGGUCUCCACCUACCAUGUCUCUCCCGCCGUGGUUCAGCGCUUCCGGAUCCUUCUGGAGAAACUGUCCAGCAGAGGUCUGACCUGGGAGGACGAGGCCACCCAGCGGGUCCUGGACCGGGAGCUCUCCACACUGCGGAGGACCCCCCCCGCCCCCCCCACCGGCAGCAGGCCGGGCCAGGCCCCCCCGGACUCCGACCGGCUGGAGACGGUGAAGGAUGAGCUAGGCAGGAGCCUGCAGACCUACCUCCAGCGCCUGGCACCCCAGAUCCCCGCGGACCCCCAGACCCCCGGGGCCCCGGGGGGUCCCAGGUCGCCCUCCCGGAUGCGGGGCCCCCAGGGGGAGGGGGACCUCCUGGUCCAGGCCCUGAGGAGCUACCUGUCCGGGCCUGAGGGCCCCAGAGGGCCCAGGCCCCUCCAAAGCCAUACGGGGCCGGACGGCUCACGGCCGAGGCUGCUGCAGCUGGCAGGGGCCCCGCGCUGGGCCGCCUGGGGCCCCCUCAGCCCGGCGGACGAGGCCAUGGCUCCAGAGGACUUGGACCAGCUGUCGUCUCUGAUCGCAGACGUUCUGCAGGUGGUCGACCUGGACGCCCCGGGACCCGGCCUGACCCGGGACCGCCCGGAGCCCCGGGACCUGGAGCAGGAGCAGCAGGAGGAGCAGUGGGGAGAGGAGAGGAGAGGGGGAGAAGGAGGGGAGGAGGAGGAGGAGAAGGUAGAGGAGGCGUCAACCAUGAAGACUCUGGAGGGGUCUCCCAUACAAGAGGCAGAGCUCCGAGAGCCCAAUGUUGACGCAGAGCAGCCAAUCACAGGAGAGAAGGUAGGCCUCCGUCCCGAUCCAUAAUAUUGAUUUCUGAUCCAUCAGUCCUCAGCCAAUCAGAACAUCUGAUACGACCUGCCAGGUUUCAAAAGGAGAUUUCAGCCAACGGUC
Molecule: messenger RNA, 1343 nt
Organism: Gadus macrocephalus (Pacific cod)
Lineage: Eukaryota; Metazoa; Chordata; Actinopteri; Gadiformes; Gadidae
Gene: slco5a1b
Product: solute carrier organic anion transporter family member 5A1b
Exons: 7
Coding region: 231-1256 (341 amino acids)
Cellular component (GO): secretory granule
Source: RefSeq, a predicted model, not a curated record